UCCGAAGCUCUUUUCCACAGACUUUCCCAUCGUAGACGCAGCACGGCGCACGGUACAAAUUGUUUUAAAGCGAAUUUAAUAACAGUAAACGCAUUAAAAUGGCUUUCGGUGAUGUCAAGACUCCACAAGGACUCAAGGAGCUGAACAACUUCUUGGCCGACAACAGCUACAUCAGCGGCUACUCGCCCUCCAAAGCCGAUUUGUCCGUGUUCGAAGCGUUGGCCAAGGCACCAGCUGGUGAAUACGCACAUAUUGCACGCUGGUACCGUCACAUCGCCUCCUUCGAAGCCGGCGAGCGUUCUGCCUGGGGCGGUUCUGCUCUGCCCCAAUUGGCUGGUGGCAAGACCACAGUGGCUGCUGCUCCAGCUAAGCCAGCUGCUGACGAUGACGAUGAUGUCGAUCUAUUUGGCUCCGAUGAUGAGGAGGAUGAGGAAGCCGAGCGUCUAAAGGCGGAACGUGUUGCUGCCUACGCUGCCAAGAAGUCAAAGAAACCCGCCCUGAUUGCCAAGUCGUCUGUACUGUUGGACGUGAAGCCAUGGGAUGAUGAGACCGACAUGAAGGAGAUGGAGAACAAUGUGCGCACCAUCGAGAUGGACGGUCUGCUCUGGGGUGCAUCCAAAUUGGUGCCCGUCGGCUACGGCAUCAACAAGCUGCAGAUUAUGUGUGUCAUUGAAGACGACAAGGUCUCCAUCGAUUUGCUGCAGGAGAAGAUCGAGGAGUUCGAGGACUUUGUUCAGUCCGUCGAUAUUGCUGCCUUUAACAAGAUCUAAGCAUUUUGUACCCAUCAACCAAUAACUCGAUGCAAAUUUAAUAAAACUCAAGCAACCACUA
Molecule: messenger RNA, 831 nt
Organism: Drosophila albomicans
Lineage: Eukaryota; Metazoa; Arthropoda; Insecta; Diptera; Drosophilidae
Gene: eEF1beta
Product: probable elongation factor 1-beta
Exons: 2
Coding region: 99-770 (223 amino acids)
Biological process (GO): translational elongation
Cellular component (GO): eukaryotic translation elongation factor 1 complex; cytosol
Molecular function (GO): translation elongation factor activity; guanyl-nucleotide exchange factor activity
Source: RefSeq, a predicted model, not a curated record